CCUGCCCACGGGGCACGGGAGCCGGUGACGGGAGCGAGGCGGAGUCUGGAGGGAAGAUACCGAGAGAUAGAGAUUUAAAUCACAUCCCCGGCUGUAGAAGGGCAGCAGCAGCAGCAGCCCCGGUGCAGAGGCACGGACGCACGCGCCGAGACAGGUCUGCCGGCUCCGCCGCUGCUGCUGCUGCUGCUCACCAUGGGUGCCGCCGCCGAACCCCCCCGCGCCAUGGGCCUGGUGUCCAGCGUGGUGAACGACACCCUCGAGUUCUACCGCUGGACCUGGAGCAUCCGAGACAAACGUGUUGAUGAUUGGCCUUUGAUGCAGUCUCCAUUUCCAACACUGACUAUAAGCACUAUUUAUCUCCUCACUGUCUGGCUGGGCCCCAAAUGGAUGAAGACAAGAGAGCCCUUCCAGUUACGUUUCCUGUUGGUUGGUUACAACUUUGGAAUGGUUCUACUCAACUUCUUCAUUUUCAAAGAGCUUUUUUUGUCAUCAAGAGCUCGAGGGUACAGCUAUGUCUGCCAGACUGUGGAUUAUUCAGAUAAUGUUUAUGAAGUUAGGAUAGCUGCUGCUUUAUGGUGGUAUUAUGUCUCUAAAGGAAUUGAAUAUUUGGAUACAGUAUUCUUCAUCCUGAGGAAGAAAUUUAACCAAAUUAGUUUCCUUCAUGUCUAUCACCAUUUCACCAUGUUCACCUUGUGGUGGAUUGGUAUUAAGUGGGUUGCAGGUGGACAAGCUUUUUUCGGAGCUCAGAUGAAUGCAUUUAUUCAUGUCAUUAUGUACAUGUAUUAUGGAUUAGCUGCCUGUGGCCCUAAAUUUCAGAAAUACCUGUGGUGGAAACGAUACUUGACCAUAUUGCAAUUGGUGCAGUUCCAUGUGACUAUUGGCCACACAGCCUUGUCUAUUUAUAUUGAUUGUCCUUUCCCUAAAUGGAUGCACUGGAGUGUAAUUUUCUAUGCUGUCACCUUCAUUUUCCUGUUUGGUAACUUCUACUAUCGGACAUAUAAGCUGCCCAAGGAACCCCUAAAGAAUGGCAAAAUAGCAAAUGGUGCUGUUGCAAAUGGAGUAAGCAAACCAGAAAAUUAUGCAGUGGUGGAAAAUGGAAAAAAGCAGAAAAAGGGAAAAGCAAAAGGAGAGUAACUUGAUCCAGGCCUUAACCAUUGUUGGCAGUGAGGAACCUCCAGUUUGGUUUGUAAAAGGAAGAAAAAAACACUAUCUGUACCAAUUAACCUUAGGUUACUGAAGAGCUAGAACACAGAUAUUUUCAUUAUUUAUGAAGAUUGUUUUAAGAACAACACUAAAGUUGAAUUUCUAUUGUAAUUAUGUAAUUAUCAUGCAUAUGGUCUCUGUGUAAACUUGUAGACUGCUGGUGAUGGUGAAUGUAAGGAAGAAUUGCAGUUGAUUCCAUGUUUAGCAGUCCAAAAGUUAAUACUACCAUUGAUACAGGCAGUUUUGUUGGCACCCACAUUUCUUUGGGGGAGGGAGGGGAAGGAAGUAGCAUUUGGAUACUUGUGUUUUCUUUCCAGAAAAUUAUUAAAUUUCAAAUUAUGACAUAUUAUCUAAUCAGAAUGAGCAACUUUUCUUGUCCUCCUUGGAGAGUAUCUUCAGACACGUUAUGUUUAUGUGCUGUCAGAACAGUGUUUGACUUUUCAGACAUUACUUGAUUUAAUUGAGUGUCUGUUACAGUUUGUUUGGUUUUUUUUCUUGUGUGGAAAUAUACCUACCUCUUCAUCUGCUGAAAAGAAUAUUGAGCAUUAAAUAACUGGUUUCUGAAAUAUGGAGUCCUCUAAUAUAAAUAUCCGUUAACACUAAUUCAGGAGAAAAUAUGAUUUCCUAUGGGAGUAAAAGGGAUUUUUGGCGGUAUUUUUUGGUCAUCAAUAACCUUUUUCAUUGUAAACUUAAAUUUUGGAGUGGUACUUUUAGUAUAGCUAAGUGAAGAAAACAUUUUAAGAAUGUAUAAAUAUGAAACAAUACAUUGUUUGAAGCAAGCAGUAAAAGUAGGCCUGCUGCUUGUUGUCCGUGACCUGCAUUAAACCUGUGGUGCUGUAUGAUACUGGAAGUGGUAAGAUAAUAUUAUGGUGGAGAGAAAACAACAAUAUGUAAUUCCAUUGAGAAAUGCUGUGUGUAUGGGUAGUCAUGCUAACUAGAAGACAGUCACUUUAUUGGGAGAGAGAAUUCAGUUAUAAAGUACUAAAUACAGCAAACAUCAAAUGUUGAAAAUGCUGCUACUGCUUGAUACCCAUCAAAACCCUAUUUGCUUAGACAUUUGCAGACAAAGUAUUGCAAGUAGUCAGGCCACCAUUUUAAUGUGAAUGUCGGAGAUGGGCUUCUGAAACUAUUCCCAAAAUAUUCUCGGCUCUUUUCAACGUAAUUGACAAAGUGAUUCUGCUAAUCGUUUUUUAGUCAAAACUGCUAAAAUAAGUAGAAGCCUUUUAAAUGGCUUUUCAUCUUACGUGAUACAUUAAUGGACUUCUUACUGCUCCUUUUGUGAAGAAAAUAUGGAAAGAGUUAUUCUCCUUCCAAAUAAUGCGAUUACUAAGAUGUUUUGAGCUGCUCAGCAUGCAAUAAGAUAGGGGUGGAAUUAGAAACCAUAUCCUGAAC
Molecule: messenger RNA, 2595 nt
Organism: Gymnogyps californianus (California condor)
Lineage: Eukaryota; Metazoa; Chordata; Aves; Accipitriformes; Cathartidae
Gene: ELOVL4
Product: ELOVL fatty acid elongase 4
Exons: 6
Coding region: 193-1134 (313 amino acids)
Biological process (GO): very long-chain fatty acid biosynthetic process; sphingolipid biosynthetic process; fatty acid elongation, polyunsaturated fatty acid
Cellular component (GO): endoplasmic reticulum; endoplasmic reticulum membrane
Molecular function (GO): fatty acid elongase activity
Source: RefSeq, a predicted model, not a curated record